Molecule: messenger RNA, 1891 nt
Organism: Somion occarium
Lineage: Eukaryota; Fungi; Basidiomycota; Agaricomycetes; Polyporales; Cerrenaceae
Source: the annotation of a GenBank genome assembly
AACCAUUUUCGCAGCUUUGGCCACAGUUUGGCCAACUAUUUCUUCAACCACAACGUCCCGAAGCUGGUUUCUAUUCUAUCCCGUCGGCAACAAGGACGCCAAUAAUUUCUUCUCUCCUUUGCAACGCUUUCACAACCUCUCACCUUAUGUCCCAUACUGACUUCCGUGGAGUUGCAAUGCUCGCGGACGACGGCACAGGAUCAUUACACUCUCAAUUGAUAUCAAGGCCAAAAGUUGUAGUCGACGUAUUUCGUCAACUCCACUCUGCUCGGGAUCCCGCUCGGUGGAAAGUAGCUGAAGAUAUUUCAGCCUUCAUAAUCGGGCACAAUGACGACAUACCAGGAUCUUCUCAUGUCUCGCCUACAGCUGCCGAAUGGGACUCUUGUACUGAGGCUGGACUUCUGGAUCUCUGCUUUUCAAUCCUUACUGAGAGUAAUGUCUACCAAGACCCACGCAUAGUAACGGUAGACGAAGAAGAUGGGAUCUAUAUAGACCGCGUUCUGCAGUGUCUGUUUACUGGCAUGCUACUGUUCUCCAAGUUCAAUAUGCACAACUGUUCCGCUGCUCGGCGAAUCACUCAUCGCGUACCCCAGCUUCUUUGCUCGUAUUGGCGCAAGCGCGACUGGUUGUUAAAUUACGCGCCGAAUGGUGAAUCUCCUCCGGUAGAUCUCACUUACUGUAUCCAUCUAGUGACACAGUUUUUCGGGCUCUACCAGCUUCAACAUAAUGAGGUCCCGCCGUACGAGCAUCAUGUCGCCCAUCUGUUGAUUUAUUGUUGGAUACGAAGUGAAAGCCAUAUGCUCAGCGCUGCGGCUCUGGUACUGUUGUCCCAAGCAUCUUGCGAACCUAACUUUGUGACAGACACUAUGACGGGACAAGAAGAAUUUCGGCUUUUCCUGGACAAAGUUCGAAGAGACCUAGUCGAUCAAUUCUUCGUGAACGAUGACCUCUACAAUAUCCUCGUAAUUUAUAAAUGCAUCUACAGUGGAAGGGAACAAGCGGCGGAAGUUUAUCCGGACCGCUCACUCUUGGAAUGCUUUGGGACAGCCUGCCGCCGCCAAAUGUGUAUGGGCGUUCGUGACGAAUCUAUGACACUCAAGGUUCUACAGGCCGGUCUCGACAACAUGCACUUUAUCCUUCAGUUUCUACAGACGUCUGACAUCACUCCAUGGUAUGACCUACUUGACCCGGCGGAUAAUCUAGAUAUCAUGCAGGUUAUGGCGCACGUUAUCGUGCCAGCUGCUGCCCAAGACGAUACUGACACACUCACCAUAACAACAAACUUGAUGAUAUGCUUUAAGAAUAUGAUGAAACUUCCGGGUGCGCGCGAGAAAGUACGCGUCGCAGUCCAACGAGUGUGGAAGUCGAUCUUUAAAGGGUUACAAGACCUUCCCCGGUCCCCAACGAAGCAUCGCACACUCUCUGAAUGGCGAAUUUUCUGCGCGGCUGUCGGCUUGAAAGAAGGCUCAAGGUAUGAUUUCGAGCUCGAUACCGAACCUAUAACUUCAAACGAGAAACGAUGCUACUGGCGAAAAUGCAUCUGUUCGAGACGGGAUCCCGAGCACUCCAUUCGAGUAUGCAAAGGAUGUUGGCGCGUUUUCUAUUGUAGUUCUCACUGCCAGCGCAGGUACGCUUUCUGGAACCGCGGUCUAGUUAUUAGCUCAUAUGUGACGUUAUUUAGCGACUGGCAAAACGGACACCGUGAACGAUGCCAACGACUAAGGAUACCUUGACAGGAGAUCUGUUGGAUCUUAGUCCGGGCCUAAUAUAAAACACGAUGUACAGAUAGGAAAGAUUUUCCGAUUCGCAAGCAAAUCAAGGAGUUGCAUAAAUACUUUUCUUCCUGUAUACUUUUCUUCCUGUAUCCACAAUGACAUGUCUUUACUUUUUC